Messenger RNA from Hyaloscypha bicolor E, 1419 nucleotides. Its product is annotated as MFS transporter. The coding region runs from base 1 to 1419 and encodes 472 amino acids. Gene Ontology annotation, molecular function: transmembrane transporter activity. The transcript has 5 exons. NCBI's taxonomy places the organism in Eukaryota, Fungi, Ascomycota, Leotiomycetes, Helotiales, Hyaloscyphaceae. Gene Ontology annotation, cellular component: membrane. Gene Ontology annotation, biological process: transmembrane transport. The record is from RefSeq and is a predicted model, not a curated record.
AUGGCAACCUCAACCCCAGCCAAAGCCAUCGAUGAGAAGUCUCUCCACGAAGAUGAAGCCACCAAGAUGCCGGCUGAUCCCAUGCUUGCAAUUUACCUCGAGUACGCCUCUCAAACACCACAAUGGAAAGCCCACCACACUUCUCGUUUGCUCCGGAAAGUGGAUCUCCGUCUUCUGCCUCUGCUCAUCGUGAUAUAUUUGCUGAACUUCCUGGACCGGUCGAAUCUAGCUCAGGCGAGAUUGGGGACUCUGGAGAAGGAUUUGGGGAUGAAAGGGACGGACUUUAAUCUGGCUACUAGUAUAUUGUUUGUGGGAUACAUUACAAUGCAACUCCCAUCUAACCUGCUACUCACCAGAACAUUUGGAGGACUGCUAGCUUGCAGGACGUUGCUUGGGGUUGUGGAGGCGCCAUUCUUUCCAGGGGCAAUCAUGUUGAUGUCGUGUUGGUAUACAAGAGCUGAAUUGGCGCAUAGAAUUGCUUGGUUCUAUGCAGGCAGCUCCGUUGCCAAUAUGUUCGGCGGUCUGCUCGCUGCUGGCGUGCUGGGAAAUUUGGAGGGUGCACAUGGCAUUGCGGGAUGGAGAUGGCUAUUUAUCAUUGAAGGAACCAUCACUGUGGGCAUUGCCCUCAUCGCAGCUGUCUUUCUCCCCAACUUCCCCGCGACAUCCAAAUGGCUGAGUGAAGAAGAGCGCAACUUCGCACAAUGGCGCCUCGUUGAUGAUGCCAAAGAGACCGACACUGCCUCGUCGGUAUCCAUCAAAGACGGUCUCAUGCUCGCUCUCAAAGACUACCGCCUGUACAUCUUCAUCCUCUUCCAACACAUCUCUCUCCUCACUCAAACCUUCCAGUACUUCUUCCCUACCAUCGUCAAAACUCUCGGCUGCUCCAAGAUCGCCACGCUGCUGCUCACUGCUCCUGUGUGGUUCUUGACUUUCUUGGUUAGUCUGGGUGUCACGUAUACGAGUGGCAAAACUGGAGAUAGAAGCAUCCACAUCAUUUGUUUGUUGAUGGUGAGUUGUGUGGGGAACAUCAUUGUGGUGAGCACGUUAAAUACAGGGGCGAGAUUCUUUGCGAUGUUUUUGAUGCCCUUGGGUGCCGUGAGCGCAUAUCAGAUUAUCAUUACUUGGGUUGCGAAUAGCUUUCCAAGACCGUUGGUCAAGCGGUCUGCUGCUAUUGCAAUUUGCAACAUGAUUGGCAACGCUUCAAAUAUCUAUGGGCCGUACCUAUAUCCGGCGUCUGAAGGCCCGAGAUACUUGGCUGGCGGUGCUGCGGUUGCAGGACUUUGUCUUGCGGUUGCUGGGUUGGCAUUCUUAUUGAGACUUAUCCAUAUCAAAGAGAACAAGAAGCUGGAGGCGUUGGAGAAUGAUAACACCAUUCGUGAGGGCGAUGCUAGAGGCGUUGGAUUUAGAUAUGUUUAUUAG